Molecule: messenger RNA, 2643 nt
Organism: Mytilus trossulus (common blue mussel)
Lineage: Eukaryota; Metazoa; Mollusca; Bivalvia; Mytilida; Mytilidae
Product: mesoderm induction early response protein 1-like
Exons: 12
Coding region: 84-1583 (499 amino acids)
Biological process (GO): negative regulation of transcription by RNA polymerase II
Cellular component (GO): nucleoplasm
Molecular function (GO): histone deacetylase binding; transcription corepressor activity
Source: RefSeq, a predicted model, not a curated record
AUCAAAACGAGUGUUUCUUAAAUGCCGUCCUAUCUUUUGCCUCUUUUUCGAAUGACGUUUUAUAUCCCAUAAUUUCCAGCAAAAUGGCGGAGGUCGGUGCUAGUGAGUCAAGCAGUCCAGAGACAGAUAGAGACUUUGAUCCAACUGCAGACAUGCUAGUUCAUGAUUAUGAUGAUGAACAAACUUUGGAAGAAGAGGAAAACAUGAGUGGUGAUAGUUGUUGCAAUGAAUUGGAAGAUUUGGAGAAGGAAGGAGAUAUGCCACUGUCAGAUUUAAUGAGUAUGUAUGGAUAUCAUUCAGCACAUGACAACAAUGAACAACAAGACACCAGGUCAAGUAGUGAAGAAGAGAUUCUCAGCAAUCAAGAUCUUACCUUAGAUAAAGAUGAGAUUGCCAGAGACCUCCUGAAAACUAGUGAUGACGAUGAUGACAAAGAAACUGAUGUUCAUGAUUUAAUCAACAGUGUUUCACAGACAGCUAGAUUACUUAGAUCAGCCAGCCAACCUGGAAGUGAUGAUGAGGAUGAUGAAUCAGAUGAAGAAGACUAUGAACCAACUGAAAUUCCUGAGGAUGAUUGGAAAAAGACUAUACAAGUUGGACAUGACUUUCAAGCUUCUGUACCAGAAGGCCUUUGUAAAUAUGGUGAUGCUCCAGCGUAUGAAAAUGAAGACAGGCUGCUAUGGGAUCCAGAUAAAUUAGAAGAUUCUGUAGUUGAAAAUUAUUUGAAUGAAAUCCACAGCCAAGCCUUACAAGCUGCAACAGGUGUCAAUGCAAUCCCUACAGGUGCUCAUAUUCGUGAUGAUGAACAGGCCUUAUAUAUGCUGCUGCAAUGUGGACAUAAUGUUGAGGAAGCUUUAAGGAGAAGGAAGAUGCAGGCUAUACCUCCAACAGAUACCAUGAGUUUGUGGUCUGAAGAGGAAUGUAGGAAUUUUGAGAAUGGUAUCAGAGUAUAUGGCAAAGAUUUCUAUUUAAUACAACAGAAUAGGGUGAAAACAAGGUCUGUUGGAGAACUUGUCCAAUUUUAUUAUCUGUGGAAGAAAACAGAGAGACAUGAUGUUUUUGCAAAUAAAAAUAGACUGGAAAAGAGAAAAUAUGUCCUUCAUCCAGGAAUUACAGAUUACAUGGACAGAUUUGAUGACCAGGAGAGUCCUGCUCCACCUCAGAAUAGAGAAAGAUCUGCUAGUCCUGUUACUUGUUUACUCUAUGGUGACCCGAAACGCAAUUCAUUGAAACCAUCACACGAGACUGACAAUGCAAAUAGUGAAUCUAAAGCAUUUGAUCUCAGUGCAGCUUCACCUACAGUGACAAGUCUAAGUCCUGAUCUAAAACGGAGAAGUUCUUCACCCAAAAGUGUAAACAAUAGCAGUAUUAAUGGUUUACAUGAUGAUGUGUCAAUUGAACCUACUGUUAACAAAAAAUUAAAAACUGAAAGUGAUGUUACUCAUUAUGGACUUGAAGAAAGUUACUCGGAUACGAGUCAACCGGAAGAUAAAAACACUUUUGAUUUAGGACAUCAUUUAGCAGAGAGUAUAAAAACUUCAACACCAUUAACUUGUACAGUGUCAGAAUCAUUAGUAUCAUAAUAUCAUGUGAAAAUUAUCAUACAUAUUUAAAAUGCCUUGUUUCAGGUCAAUCAUAUUUAUAUUCUGUAUGCAAGUAGCAUUUGGAAUACUUAAAUCUGAUAGAUAUGUUUUCACCAGUUUUAGAAUUAAAACGCUAGGAAAGAAUAUUCACACAAAAAGUCAGAUGGGUUAAAUGCUGAAGUUAUCAAAGUUCUAAAUCACUUCGUACAUUAUUUUUUACAUUUAAUUUACUGUCAGACAAAACAUAGUUUGACACUCAUUUGUUGUCAUGGUAGAUAUUUUAAUAAAAUCCCCAGACAUAUUUUCAAUUAAAUGAACCUAUUGAAAUUAUAUACCAAGAGUUCCAUAGAUGGAAUAAUUGAAUGUUCAUCGAAAUGUAUAGUAGGUAAAAUAAUGUUUAUACUGCCAUGAUUUUGAUAUUUUUUAAUUGAAAACUAAUCUUGUGUCAGAAUGUCAAAACAUCCAAAGGUUAUCAGUAUUUUGAAAUUUAAAAUGUAUGCAAAAAAAACUUAGCACUGUAAAUUAUAGAUAGAUAUUUCGGCCAGUAUUUUAGUUGUCUUUUCAUGUAGAUCUUGAGUAUAAGGAUAUUGUGAAAAAAUUGUAUAUUUGGAAAGUGCAAUACCCUAUCCUAAACCAGCCAUAAAUGACCAUUCCUUUUAGUUAAUUUAAUUGAUUAUUUAAUUUUAUCCUGCAUUGAGAAAUACUUCUAUUCCCAUGCUGACAAAAAAAGAUAAGACUCAGUUUCUGUCUGUCUGUACAGUUGAAAGUUGAGUGCAAUUAUUUAUAAUUUGCAAUAAAAUAUCAAGAAAGUCACUGUUACAGUAAUAUUCAUAAUUUGAGUUAUCUUACUUGCUCCAUAAUAUAUACAAGAUAUACAUUGUAUCCUCAAUUCACAUUAUUGUCUUUUCAUGAUUAAUGUAAUGAUUUCUACAAUUUUUAAUUCCCACUGCAAAAUGAAUGCCAUCUUUACUUGUCAGUGGUCACAAGCACUUGUAUUAUUUAUGUGAAUUAAAAUUGAUUCAGGUUCAAUAAAACAUGUUCUCACAGAUUCCCCCCCCCC